Messenger RNA from Aspergillus affinis, 1542 nucleotides. RefSeq names its product putative ER to Golgi transport protein (Sly41). The record is from RefSeq and is a predicted model, not a curated record. Gene Ontology annotation, molecular function: phosphoenolpyruvate transmembrane transporter activity; antiporter activity. The transcript is spliced from 2 exons. The coding region runs from base 1 to 1542 and encodes 513 amino acids. Gene Ontology annotation, cellular component: Golgi apparatus; endoplasmic reticulum. Lineage: Eukaryota; Fungi; Ascomycota; Eurotiomycetes; Eurotiales; Aspergillaceae. Gene Ontology annotation, biological process: phosphoenolpyruvate transmembrane import into Golgi lumen.
AUGACGAGCCCAGUGGAUCAAUUCCCACCCUUCACUGAUGAUUUAUACGACAUAGCGGCGACGCGCGAACCACAAUACCCUGCCUCUUCUAUCAGAUACACGCAAAGUGACCGCUGGGAACCGCGGAAAGCGAGUUAUGCCCCUCAGGAGAUCAGAAACUCUAGGCACAAACCAAGAAAAAGUAUUAGCGAGGCAAUCAGCACCCUUAGAACACGCAAUGCCAGCGUGAGCGCCAACGCCCAGGAGUUGGCACAUGCGCUCCAGGCGCCGGUCUCGUAUAAACUGAUCGUUCUCUGCCUCAUCUGGUAUCUAACCUCCGCCGUCACAAACACAUCCUCAAAGUCCAUAUUAAAUGCCCUCCCAAAACCCAUCACUCUCACGAUCAUACAAUUCGCCUUUGUGUCAAUAUGGUGCCUACUACUCUCUUACCUUGCAAGUGUUAUUCCUUGGCUCAGACACAAUAUACCAGCCCUCAAGAAUGGCCUCCGCUAUCCAUCACGAGAUAUCAUCGGAACCACGUUGCCGUUGGCAGUUUUCCAGCUUGCAGGUCAUAUACUUAGCUCCAUGGCUACCUCACAAAUCCCCGUUUCGCUGGUGCACACUAUUAAGGGACUGUCACCCCUUUUUACUGUCCUAGCAUACCGCAUGUUUUUUCGCAUCCGGUAUGCUAAAGCCACUUAUCUAUCGCUUGUCCCCUUGACAUUAGGGGUCAUGCUUGCUUGCUCCACAGGGCUCUCUACCAACUUCUUCGGCAUAACCUGUGCACUACUUGCGGCUCUGGUCUUUGUUUCACAGAACAUAUUUUCCAAGAAGCUCUUCAACGAAACGUCUCGUGCCGAAUCAGAGCCCCUGUCCUCGGACCGACCAAAACUAGACAAGUUAAAUCUGCUUUGUUAUUGCUCCGGAUUGGCCUUGAUCUUGACUUUACCGAUCUGGGUGAUCUCAGAGGGCUAUCCUCUCAUCUCUGAUCUUUUACAAGAUGGCGCCAUCUCUCUAUCAGGCAAAAAGAAUUCUUUGGACCAUGGAGAGCUCUUCCUCGAAUUCGUCUUCAAUGGUGUUUCGCACUUUGCUCAAAACAUCCUGGCCUUUAUCUUGAUAACGAUGACAUCGCCGGUGUCAUACUCAGUGGCGUCUUUGGUCAAAAGAGUAUUUGUCAUUGUUGUUGCGAUUGUAUGGUUUGGCAACUCCACUACCUAUAUCCAAGCUUUUGGGAUUCUUCUCACUUUUCUCGGACUUUAUCUCUAUGACCGCAAUAGCCAUGAUGAUGCGGCAGAGCAAAGAGCAAAAGCCGACCACUUCCGCGCAAAAGAGGCCAUUCUUCCCUUGAAUGUCUCCACGGAAAAGACAUGGAAUACCGGUGGGUAUGACUCUGCGAGACAACCGGGCCAAUCCACUCCAGAUGAUUUAUCGUCUAUUCCAAGUCAUCCUAAAAAAGAGGACGAUCGACCUGGCCGCAUCCGCCCACGGGGAAACAGUACUGCUCGGAAUUGGCUGCCCCCUGGUACUAAACAAGAGACAACCUGGCACCCGAAUGAUUCCUAA